Molecule: messenger RNA, 1470 nt
Organism: Trematomus bernacchii (emerald rockcod)
Lineage: Eukaryota; Metazoa; Chordata; Actinopteri; Perciformes; Nototheniidae
Gene: tprg1
Product: tumor protein p63 regulated 1
Exons: 5
Coding region: 201-1040 (279 amino acids)
Cellular component (GO): cytoplasm
Source: RefSeq, a predicted model, not a curated record
UUUGUAUUACAAUAAGUUUGAACCAUGUUGACUCAAAGGGAUUGAGAGAUUAAAUACAUGUGGAACGACUGACGUUUCGAUACUAGGGACGUCACAGGAGGAACUUGACAGGUCGUUAUAAAUCCUGCCUGCUGUUCAGUCAAGUGUUCUGAAAGAAGUGAGCCGUCUGUUACAGUGCUGUUGGGGUCUUUACGCCCACCAUGCCAGCAGUCGCGGAGGAAGGAGCACCCGGUGAGGAGGAGCAGCCCCCGCUGAUCUGUUCUCCCGUGGGCCCGGAGCCCAGUCUGCCCGCUGCCCCCACAGAGGGCGCGGAGGAGCGGGCAGAGGAGCGGGCAGAGGAGGAGGCAGCGGCCCGCCCCCAGCACACCUCUGCGGAGCCCCCUCUGGACCAGUUCCGGAUCAGAAAGUUCUUCGUGUUGAGGCCUGGAACUCUGAGUCAGGGCGUGAGAGACGUGGAAGCUCUGGUGGAUGGAGAGGUGGAUGGCAGUGUUCGUGGCAUCUGGCUGAUGGCAGAGGUGGAUCACUGGAACAAUGAAAAAGAGCGUCUUGUCCUCAUCACAGACAACUCUCUCCUUGUCUUCAAGUACGACUUUGUCAUGUUCAACUGUGAGCAAAUCCAGAGGAUCGCGCUCAACUUUGUGGACCGCAUCUCCUGCGGCAAAUUCAGCUUCCCAAAGCACUCCCUGCUGCAGAGAGAUGGGGAGGGGGUGCGAGUGUUCUGGGACCGGCUGAGAGAGCCCUCCUUCACCUCCAGGUGGAACCCCUUCGCCGCGGACUUCCCAUUUGUCACGUUCACCCACCACCCCGUCAGGACCGUCAGCGACUCUUUCUCUGUUCUCUGCGACAUCCAGAAGUUUCAAGAGCAGCUCAGGGCUGCAGCGCAGAAGGUCCAUGCCGUGAAGCCGGUUCCUGGGAAGGCCAACGGCGUCAUGGUCCUGAACGAGCUCAUCCACAUCGAGGCCUACGUGGGCCUCAUGUCUUUCCUGGGGAACCAGAACAAACUGGGAUACUGCAUGGCUCGAGGAAACAUUGGCUUCUAACCAUUCUGCAUUUAUACAAGGUAGUUUUGUUGGAGAUACGUUUGUUCACAAAGAGUUUAUUUAAUUGUACAAGGAUGAUUUUUGAUUAGAUUUUUGUGUGUCACAUUGAAGCAUGGAUUUUCAGGAUGUUCUGUAUAAGGUUUGUAAACCCCCCCUGCUGCCCUCAAGGCGCUUUGUGUUUGCUCCUCAGUGAUAUGCUAAUCUAACUCGUUCACAAAGGGACCUCUGUUCUGUCUCUGUUAAAUGCUCAUUCUCAUGCCAUUCGGCCCCUCAGAGAUUCACAUUUUAUGCUUUAGUUUGAUCAUAUAAAGUGUGUUUUUACAGUGCAUACAGUGCUUCGUGUGUUGACUGUGUCGCUCUGCCUCUUAUUUGACAUCACCUGUUUCUCUGUUGAGCCUGAUAGACAAGAAAAUAAAGGCAUGCAUAUUUG